CAACUCUUCGAUUCAUCCAUCUAAAAAGUCGCCCGAAGGUUUCGUUCACACCAAAAGUGCGCAGCUUGGAGCAAUUUAAAGCAAUCCUAACAAUGUGCACUGGAUGUUGCUGUAUUUUUGUUACCGUGUAGCUUGGACUGAUUGCACUAUAUUAUAGUCAGUAUACUUUCACAUCGGGCACACAGCUUCUGAGGCUUGAGGAAUCGUCCCCAACAACCAUGUGUACAUCGAUAGGUCGCUUGUGGGAAAUUUACUUUCUUUUCGAUGAUCUCAUGAAUGCACGAAUAUAUGUGCACUCCACGCAAUUGCCACUGCUAGCGAGCGUAUUGACACCCAGAUAUCUCAUGGAAUUCCGUUGGAGAUCGGCGGUUGGGUUCUCGAGCGACAAGCCUGUUGAGGCCUGCUUCUCGGUCGGCUCCUCCUCCGACAAUUCCCAGCUAGGGCCUCGAGGAGAAACACAUGUCCUUGCUGUCUGCUGCGUUUGCGUGUCAUAUCUUGUGCUACGGUUGCUCGGCCUGUAUGAAGACUUAACAUGCGCGGAUCGUUUCCAGAAACACUCCUUCACGAAUUCCGCCGCUAAUCCGCCCGUCCCUGUAUUUCUGCUGAAGGAAUUAAAUGGGGGCGUGUUUGAGGAUUAUUACCCAACUCCCCGCAGUCCCGGCAGAAUAUUCCAUCGAGUAUCCGAUACUCGGCUUACUUUGGUCUUUAUAAGCUUCUCGCCAACGACACUGUAAGUUAGAACGAGUAUAGAAAACCAAUUCUACAUAGGGCCUUUGCCGUGGUUAUCGAACAUCCAGUGUGCCUGAACGAAGGACUAUCUGGACGCCUCAAGCUGCCACCCCUCAGGGAUUGCGUAACUCCGUGAUACCUUGUGUACGUGAUAUUCAAUCCCCAUUUUAUGUUUGUUUGUCCU
Molecule: messenger RNA, 913 nt
Organism: Somion occarium
Lineage: Eukaryota; Fungi; Basidiomycota; Agaricomycetes; Polyporales; Cerrenaceae
Source: the annotation of a GenBank genome assembly